Messenger RNA from Hermetia illucens (black soldier fly), 3576 nucleotides. Its product is annotated as WD repeat domain phosphoinositide-interacting protein 2. The record is from RefSeq and is a predicted model, not a curated record. NCBI's taxonomy places the organism in Eukaryota, Metazoa, Arthropoda, Insecta, Diptera, Stratiomyidae. Gene Ontology annotation, molecular function: protein binding; phosphatidylinositol-3-phosphate binding; phosphatidylinositol-3,5-bisphosphate binding. Gene Ontology annotation, biological process: protein lipidation; protein localization to phagophore assembly site; autophagy of mitochondrion. Gene Ontology annotation, cellular component: extrinsic component of membrane; phagophore assembly site membrane; cytosol. Bases 857 to 2239 code for a protein of 460 amino acids. The transcript is spliced from 4 exons.
ACCGAAGCCGUUUUCAAAAAUUUGUGACAUCGCAUCUGGGACCCCUACAUUUCCUCGAACUGUCAAUGUCACCUCGAUUAUCACCCACUUGCAAAAUUGAACGACGCCGAGCUCUCCAUUCGCAGCAGCUUUUAUGUUCUUUGCUGACUCACCGAACUUGUUUUCUGUUGUGCUCCACAGCUGGCGAUCGUCGCUCAUACUCCAUCGGAAAGCUGCCGCCAAGCCCCAGAUAAAACAUAAACAAAGAGCAAAGUGGAAAACAAGCCACAGAGCGGAGAAGCGACGACGUCGCGCGAACUUAAAAAUAUCGAACCGACCCAACGUCACCGUCAGCGGAGAGGAGACGCGACUGCGAGCCAGCGUUAGAGGCAGAGAACUCACUUCAGUGAACGCGAAAAACAGUUAAUAAACAAAGGAAAAAGCGCAAGCGACGACACAAACUGUGGAAACAACAAAACAGAACAGAAUAUCGCUAGGUUUUCGUGUGAAGUGAAAAAAACAUUUUGCCAAGUUUUGCGCUAGAAUUCGUGAAGAAAGGACUGUCCAGCGUCAAGUGAAAAGUUUUGCGUCAAUUAUCGAGUGCUGAUUCGGAAGUAAUUCUUGUGCGGUAAAUUACGCGAGGAAAAAUACGAGUUUGACCUUGAAUUCCUUGGAGAAACCUUCGAACGCGUCCUAAGGGCUCCCGUGAUCCGAUCGAAAGCGAAUCGUUGCGAGUUUUCCCUCAUUUCGAGCUUCCUGGUGCCAACAGAUCCCCGCGUAGAUCAGCUGUCCGUUGUUUAUAUUGUCCCGUGCGCGAGAGCUCAUCGCUUCAAUUGGCAAAUUUCGGUCCAGUCGCCCGUUCCCCGACACCAUUUCCAUGAUUACCUACAACAUCAACUUCAACCAGGAUUUCACGUCUCUUGCUGUUGUGGGAACCACAGGAUAUCGUCUAUUCACCCUUUCAUCCGUCGAAAAAGUCGAAGAGAUCUUCUGCAGUCACAAUGAGAACACUCGCAUUGCAGAGCGUCUUUUCAGCAGUAGCCUUGUGGCAGUGGUUACGGUGGCCGAGCCGAAUAAGCUGAAAAUAUGUCAUUUCAAAAAAGGAUCGGAAAUAUGCAACUACAGUUACCCAUCCGACAUAUUGUCGGUACGCCUGAAUCGGGCUCGAUUAAUUGUAAGCCUGCGGGACAGCAUCUACAUUCACAAUAUCCGAGACAUGAAACUUUUGCAUUCCAUUCGACACGUUUCACCCAACGAGGUGGGAUUAUGUUCGUUGUCCUUGAAUUCUCACCUGGCCUAUCCGAUCUCGUCGACAAACGGUGAACUGCAGAUUUUCGAUGCCAAUAAACUCUUGAUGGGAGUGAAUAUCCAAGCACACGAUUCAUCGUUGUCGGCUAUAAAUUUCUCACCGGAUGGCGCUCUAAUUGCGACCGCAUCCGAACGUGGAACUGUGAUACGAGUCUUUUGUACAAAAAAUGCCCGAAAGGUGCAUGAGUUUCGACGAGGCGUGAAACGAAAUGUUAACAUUGCUUCGUUGAUGUUCAACUCAUGCGCUGAAUUUCUUUGUGCCAGUUCAAAUACAGAAACCGUGCAUAUAUUUAAGAUUGAUGGGAAAUUGGUUGAGAAUGCGGAACGUCAGAGUAUGGCGGAUUCAAGCGCUCCGCCCUCAUCUAGCGAGGAGGAAUCCAAGGAGAGCCUUGAAGAUGCGUCUGUGAAAGCAGAGGAAUCGUCAUCCAGUUGGACGGGAUUCUUCAGUAAGGCGGUCCAGUCGUAUCUCCCUAGUCAAGUGAGUGAUGUGUUCAGCCAGGAUCGGGCUUUUGCUACGGUUCAACUGAAUCAACCUGGAUUGAAGUACGUUUGUGCUUUGGCGAAGUUGGAGAAGCAAACGAGGCUUUUGAUGGCAUGCGAAGAUGGAUUCCUGUAUAUUUAUGAAUUUAAUGAGGCGAGGAAGGGAGGCGAUUGUAAACUGAUACGUGUGCACGAUUUAAGGAAUCCGCUGGAAGGUGUUACGGAACUGGACAUGAACGAUAGUUAUUGUGAUAGAUCUCAAUCAUCCUUAGAUAAUAUUAGCAGCAAUAGUAGUAAAAAUAGCUCACCAAAAUCUCAAUGUACAUACGCCGGAAUUUUGAAGGGAUCGAAAAAGGAUAUACUUACAGUAGAAUCUGAUAAAUGUCGAGAUCUUAGCGAGGCUGUGGACUAUCCGACGAAAAGUAUAUUUGAUGAUAGGCAAUUUCCACCCGUAGCGACAGUACGCGAAUGACCACGAAAAAAGUGUAAUUUAGAUGAAGCAAUUUAAAAUAGUGUGGAAUGGAAUGAAAGUAAUUUAAAUGAUAUCAUAAAGUGGCUAUUCGAUUUUUGAUCUUUUGUUUCUCAAAUUUUAAUCCAUUUGAAUGUUAGAAAAUUCGUCAAGGAAAUAUCAAUUUCUUAGCUUUUGAGGGGGAAUAUAUUUCAAAGGGAAUCGUGUUGCUUAAUUUCACCUUUUUUCAGUAGCCUUACAGUCUUGUUAUUGCCUAUCGUUUUAUUGUAAUUAUACAUGAAUUUGCAGUUGAUAAAUAUAAAAUUUGUUGUGAGUUUCAUUCUGAAAGAACUUUCAAAAAUAUUUGUUGAGGAUCUUUUUUUUUACAAACCGGUUUUGCUGCGUCUAAAAUUUAGGCUUGAAUUAUCCAUAUCAUCCAUAAUAAUUUAAACUUGUUGAGCUAAUGCCUUACUAUCGCCGCUACUGCGCGUGAAUUAGAACGUGUUUGAUACCUUCCUAAGUUGUCGUUUCCUUUUAACCUCCUCCCAUUUAUUUAUCCCGAAGGAAAUAUUCUCAUCGCUGCAAUUCGAUUCUUUUAAAUUAAUCAUUUUUUUAUUAGAAAAAUCCCAUGACCAAGUACCUGAAAAAGUGUAAUCUCGGGUUAUAACUACAAAGCGCUAAUAAAAAGUAAUUCUACAUUUAAUCAUUUCUAGUAAAUUUUUUAUUGUGAUCAUAGUAGAGAAAACUCCAUUCUAUGCGACAAAAACAAGCAAAAAAAUUAUAAAAAUACUCGUUAAUGUAGAAAAUCAACAAAAAAAAAUUCUUGUAAGACAAAAUACGUCCUAAUGAAUUCCAAGGUUCUCUUUACAAACACAGAAUUGUGGAGUAAGUCCUAUUUAAUUACGAAUAGACAUACGAGGCUGCAUUCCUUACUAAUAAAGAAAAAAAUAACAAAAAAGAGCAACUAAGUAUGUCGCUGUUUAUUAAAAAUCAAUUACAAUGCACAAAAAUAUUCUAUUCAUUGCAAUAGACGCAAUUUUUCUAGUAAUUGUUUGUUGGGACAAAUAUUAUCUUUCACAUGAGCUUGUUACUAUCAAAAAAACAAUUAUUGACAGGAUUUCAGCUUGAUUAUUCGACUCAUCAUCGAUUCAAUGCUUCUUUGUUUCUCUACCGAAUUAAUAUGUUUUAAUUUAUUUUUUUGAACUAAGGCCAUGCUCUCGAUUGAAUGAGAGCUAUUGGCUUAGUAUUAAUUUAUCAUGAGGAUUUUAGUGUAAAUAUUUGUAUUAGCUUGAAAUUAAAGCGGAAGAAAGAAAUUUAAAUUUAAAAAAAAAUGUAAAAAUUAUGUGAAAAUUCGAAAAAAA